Messenger RNA from Pipistrellus nathusii (Nathusius's pipistrelle), 1047 nucleotides. NCBI's taxonomy places the organism in Eukaryota, Metazoa, Chordata, Mammalia, Chiroptera, Vespertilionidae. The record is from the annotation of a GenBank genome assembly.
AUGUGGGUAGUCCGCAAGCUGAGCUCCAGCGGGAGCCGUUCUUUCGGAGUGUUUAAGUCCAGGUGCCGGGGUGCACAGGCCCCCUCUUCUCGCUUAGCCCCGUCAGCGGAGAAUCAGCUCAGUUGUACUCUACAAAUUAAACCAUGGGUUUUUAGUAAAUACAGGAUCAUGUGGUUCAAAUCCUAUAGAAUGACUUUUGCCUGCUUGAAUACAAUGAAAAGUUACAGAUACCCUUGGACAAGACUGUACAGUACUUCUCGAACUACUGUAGACAGCAAUGAGAUGAAAACCUUCCUGGCCCUGGCUCACAAGUGGUGGGAUGAGCAAGGAGUAUAUGCACCUCUUCAUUCUAUGAAUGACCUAAGGGUGCCAUUUAUUAGAGACAAUCUUUUAAAAACAAUUGCUAAUCACCAGCCAGGAAAACCUUUGUCUGGGCUGAAGAUUCUUGAUGUUGGCUGUGGUGGUGGAUUGUUAACUGAACCUCUAGGGCGGCUAGGGGCGUCCGUUCUUGGAAUUGAUCCUGUGGAUGAGAACAUUAAGACAGCACAGCGCCAUAAAUCAUUUGAUCCAGUUCUGGAUCAGAGGGUAGAAUACAGAGCGUGUUCCCUGGAAGAGAUUGUGGAAGAGACUGCAGAAACAUUUGAUGCUGUCGUAGCUUCUGAAGUUGUAGAGCAUGUGCUGGACCUAGAAACAUUUAUACAGUGCUGCUAUCAAGUGUUAAAACCUGGUGGUUCUUUAUUUAUUACUACAAUCAACAAAACACAGCUAUCCUAUGCCUUGGGAAUUGUUUUUUCAGAGCAAAUUGCAGGUAUUGUACCAAAAGGUACUCAUACGUGGGAGAAGUUUGUUUCACCUGAAAAGCUAGAGAGCAUUCUGGAACCAAAUGGUCUCUCAGUUCAAACUGUGGCAGGAAUGAUCUACAACCCCUUCUCAGGCCAUUGGCAUUGGAGUGGAAAUACCAGCCUUAACUAUGCUGCUCACGCUGUGAAGCAGGAGCACCCGGUGCCCUCUGAGCUUCUUUUAAAGGGGGAUGCAGAAAAGCUCUGA